Messenger RNA from Cooperia oncophora, 384 nucleotides. The record is from the annotation of a GenBank genome assembly. Lineage: Eukaryota; Metazoa; Nematoda; Chromadorea; Rhabditida; Trichostrongylidae.
AUGAGUGAUCUUGUCACCAUGAGCGUUCCUUAUGCUGACAUCGACGAACUCAACGAAACUUUCGAUGAGUUGCUGCUUGACAGCGACGCUGAAGUUCCCGAUGGUGUGGAUGCUGAUGACAUGACUCCUGCCGUUGUCCCUGAUACUGAAGCUGAUGAAUCCGAUUCCGACGUGUCAGAUUACGACAGCAACGACGAAGAAGAGGAAAACACUUGGAGGAACGAUGCUCAAGAACAUGAGAGAUGGACCUUCAGCGAGUCUGUUGGAGCUGCUCCAGAGGUGGACAACUGUGAGACGCCGCUCCAGUUUUAUGAGUUGUUCUUCUCAGAAGAACUCCUUACCAUGAUAGCUGAUCAGACUAACGUCUACGCUCAAGAAAAGCGA